Messenger RNA from Ostrinia nubilalis (European corn borer), 2341 nucleotides. RefSeq lists its product as uncharacterized. Gene Ontology annotation, molecular function: serine-type endopeptidase inhibitor activity; protein binding. The coding region runs from base 187 to 1785 and encodes 532 amino acids. The record is from RefSeq and is a predicted model, not a curated record. The transcript is spliced from 7 exons. NCBI's taxonomy places the organism in Eukaryota, Metazoa, Arthropoda, Insecta, Lepidoptera, Crambidae.
AGAAAAGCCUGCGUAUUCUCAUUUGUGAUACAUAUUUUGAGUACCUACAUAAAGUUUGUAUAACGUAAAGCUUCAAAAGUUACAGAAAGAUUCAAUGACCAUUUCAAGUCGUGGAGUUGCCUCGGACGGACGAGGAUAUAACUUAUAAAAACUCGUGAAAGGGUCAAAAGUGUUUGAACCUUCGCCAUGUUGCUCAAAAUUGGGAUUCUUUUAGUUGCCAUAGCCGCAUUGGGAACAAUUCCGGGACGAGCGCGGGGUCACUGGCAUCACGGGCCUCAUCACAACUAUGGCCCACCACACCACGACUAUCAUGGACCGCCACACCCAGGUCCACCAGGACCGCACCACGGACCGCCAGGGCCCCACCACGGACCGCCAGGGCCCCACCACGGACCGCCGGGACCGCACCACCACCCUUGGGAACGCGAUUCUGACGAGUCACCCGAAUGGAGUGGCUCCGAUUCUGAAAUCUCUGGCAGCUGGGAAUCGCCUUGUCAUCAUGAACAUUCAAGACCGCCAAAGCCCACCCCACCACCGAGGCCUCCCAACCCUGAACCCAAUCCAAAUCCUUUCCCACAACCAACUCCUCAACCAUUCCCUAAGCCAACUUUUAAUCCGAAUCCUUUCCCACAACCAACUCCUCAACCAUUCCCUAAGCCAACUUUUAAUCCGAAUCCUUUCCCGCAACCAACUCCUGUGCCUUUCCCAGGACCUAACCCUAAUCCGACCCCUUUCCCGCAACCAACUCCUGUGCCUUUCCCAGGGCCUAACCCUAAUCCGACCCCUUUCCCGCAACCAACUCCUGUGCCUUUCCCAGGGCCUAACCCUAAUCCGACCCCUUUCCCGCAACCAACUCCUGUGCCUUUCCCAGGACCUAACCCUAAUCCAAACCCUUUCCCUAAACCCACUCCUGUACCUUUCCCGCCGCCCACGCCAACGCCGUUCCCUCAACCUACUACUGAGUCUUUCACAAAGUCUACAGUUACGCCAGUACCCGAUCUCCAUGCCUGUAUGCUUACCUGUCCCGUGACACAAGAGUUAAACCCAGUCUGUGGCUCUAACGGCGAGGAGUAUCAAAACCCUGGAAAAUUGAAUUGCGCCAAAUAUUGUGGAGUCAAUGUGGAGCUCGCCAGAUAUGGUAAAUGUCCUACAAACGAAGGGAAAACUUUGAGGCCUCCUCCUCCCCGACCCGAAAGAGAUGUCCAUGCAUGCAUGAGAAGCUGUCCCGUGACGUCAGAGUACAACCCAGUCUGUGGAUCUAAUGGCUUGGAGUACUCCAAUCCUGGUCGGUUGAACUGCGCCAAGAUGUGUGGAGUCAAUGUGAACCUCGUCAGAAGAGGCAGAUGCCCCACAAACGAUGGGAGUACUGUGAGCCCGCCUACUCCCCGACCUGACAGGGAUGUCCAAGCGUGCAUGAGAAGCUGUCCCGUGACGUCAGAGUACAACCCAGUCUGCGGCUCUAACGGCUUGGAGUAUUCCAACCCUGGACGGUUGAACUGCGCCAAGAUGUGUGGAGUCAACGUAGAACUACUCAGAAGGGGCAGAUGCCCGCCGCCAGAGCCUACUUCGAAUCCGAUCACCAACCCUACUCCCCCUGUGACUGUGACGGAGAGCCGAGAGCCGGAGACACGGCCCACGCCACCAACGAUUCCCCCCACCAAACCCACCACUCCUGGAGUAACCUUUACCAUUGACAAAGAUUUGCUGGACCAAAUCUUCAGCACUACCGAAGAAACGGGUCCAGAUCUAACAGGCCUGAUAGACGAAAGACAUCAGGAUGACUGAUAGAUUGGUGAUCUUGCUCUCUUUCAUCUAUUACAAUACAAAGUUAGAAUUGUCUGAUUUUGUAGAACAUUUAAGUACGCUUCUAAAAGCGCCACUUAAGUGAAUAGCCCACUAGCAAUGAAGUCUAUCGAAAUAAAAGUAAUAAAGUUAAUAUAAUUAUAAUGUGAUAAAUACACGCAACUAGUAAUAGUAAAGCUCUGUGAAAUGAAAAAGUAGUUUAUCAUACAUAUUUUAUGAAUUAUAACAUGAAUUACUCAUGAUGGUCAAUGAGUAUUAAUGAAACAAUCGUUAUAAUUAAUAAAAUUCCUUAAUGUGGUGCUUUUAGAGCCCUUAAUAAAUUAAUUAGCUACAAUCAAUUUCAUAAGAUAGGACAAAUUAGUAAAAUGUCAUUACCUAAUUAAUCACCCCUUAUUAUUAAUUAUUUGAGGAUAAUAAUUGCACAAAAUUUGUAUAAAUUUAGAAGCUUUGACUGACUACUUUUAUUAUACUUAGGACUUAGUUGUAGUGAACUCUCUGAAUUAUAAACUUUUGUAUCAUUAAACUUUUAAAAAUGUGG